Cladocopium goreaui is the source of this 3642-nucleotide messenger RNA. Lineage: Eukaryota; Dinophyceae; Suessiales; Symbiodiniaceae. The record is from the annotation of a GenBank genome assembly.
AUGCAACAGCGUGGCUCCAUUGUGUACCACGAUCUGGUUCGGACCUCAUCGACUUCGUCUUGUACUUGCUUGACGGUUGUCUUCAUAACGGGCUUCCUGUAUUUGGCCUUGCUGUUGGAAUUUGGCGUCACCAUGGCCGAAGAGGAUCGCAGGGUCAAUGACCCGCCGUUACAACCUGAUUCUGGCUCAGAGUCUGAUGACUUCCAUGGUCCACCUCCAACCCCGUGGACAGGUGUCGUUUUGAAUGUGUUGAUGAAUUUGACUCUCAAACAGUUUCUUCUGCAAUUCCUCCAUUUAGACUGUGAUGUGCCGGGACUUGUGAGAGUGCUCAACAACUCUGCACCGAUUGAUCUCAGAUCCACCAUGGCCGCACUGGACUGGCCGAGACGGAUUUAUGUCCAAGUUGCCAGCUACACCGAGUUCCAACGUUGUGUAGCCCAGUUUGGGUUGUUAGAACAUGCCCCGGUCCUUGCACUGGAUCAGCAACAUGCCCAGGGAAUCUUCCCAGCGCGCAUGUAUCUGCACUUUGUUUCUGCGUUUCGAGCCCUGGAACAGUAUGAGCAUUUGGUCAGCGCCCAAUCCGUGGUGAUUGUGCGACUGGAGAAUAGGAUCUCCCGUCUUGAACAUGCAGUUGCCAAUGGUGAGCCCCUGACACUCACCCCGCGCUUCCCACCUGAAUGCUCAGCUUGGUUUCAAGAUUCUCCCAGCACUCAGCCGGAACCAUCCGCCGCCACAGACGCGGAUUGUGCUCUCGUGAUGACUCUGAACGGGCAGGCAGGUGGAUCAAGUGCCAACUUGGCACACUCAGCCGAGAAACGAGAUCUGCCAAUCGGUCCGAAUAUUGGCACGCUGGCUGUGCUCUUGGCCACCAUCCUCACCGAUGGGGGAGAGUGGCUAAGGGUGGUCUCGAAAGCCGCCUUUAGAGCCCAGUUGGAUCAUCUCAUUCUUAGCUGCACCAAACAGGACGAGCAGCAACUCUUCAAAUACCUCUUAGAGGUCCAGAUCCUCGCCGAUUCGAUUUAUGGCACUCCAUUGCCGUUGCCAUGCGACAUAGACCAUCAUGGGCAUGCCUAUCCAGAGGGGUCUCCUGGCCAGACAGGAGGCCUUGACACAGCAAGCCUUGAGAUCUCCCUUGUAGAGCAGCCCAAUGUGGGCAACCUUUUCGGGUAUGAGACUCCUCGGCCCGUCUCGGAUGAGGAAGCAGCAAUGGAGGGCUCACACUUUGCUGAACAGGACGAGCCCCAGCAUGACGAUGUUUUGACAGACCAGGACAGGGCCACUUUAGAUGCAAUGGUGCAUCAAGCUAUGCUUGGGGCUUCACUGCAAGAUGGUCUCUCACUGCCGUGGGAGACAGGUAUUAUGGCCACCAUCUUUGGGGACGCCCCACUUGUCACCCUACCAGAAGUUCCGCAAGUUGCUCAUUCAAUUGAUCCUGCCAAUGUGGAGCCACACCCCCCUGAGGCUGUAGCUGAAACACACACCAAGAGAGCCAGGACCGAUGCUUUCACUUGCAGGCUCUACGAACGGGCCAUAUCUUUCCGUAACACCCUCUCGGAUUUGGAGAUGGAUCAUGCCAAGUGGAACAAAGCUCUUGAGAGCCCCAACACCAUCUCCAAACGUGCAAACAGCUUGCUCCAAUUCUGUUUGUGGCAUCGUGGUUUCUACUACAGAAAGCAUCCCAUACCUUUUGAACAGGAUAUCCUGGACAAAAAGGCCUUGACCAGGUUGCUCGCCAUGGUCUCCCCUGCCUUUGGUGGCCCCGAUUUGGGGACUCGAAAAGCCAUGUUGGGCCCUGGAAUGGAACAAGAUUGCCAAGAAGGACGUCCUGAGGAAGAUCCGGAUGGGAGCCCUUCAUCCCGACCUGACAAGAUCAGGCCUCCUCGCUCAUCCAUUCGACAGCAGCAUUGCGUGAGCGAGCAGCAAAAGCAGGACACCCUGGCCAAAGCCUUGACCAACUGCCCGCCCGAUGCUAGACUUAGUCUUAGACUGGAGGACCUGGUGGAGUCGCCGUUGGCCGGUCCACGACCACGGGCCGUCCUGUGGCUGUCCAUUCUGCGCAUCCUGGGGGCACUUGAGGAACUACUGCGUGGACCCGCAGAGAUCACCGAGUACACCCAGCUAGUAGAUCUAGCUGAAGGGUUUUGUCCAGCUUUCGAGCUCCCUGGGCAACCCUACGUUGGGGAUCCUGGUCUUCCGCCAAGGACUGGGAAUCCCGGAAAAGAGGGAGGCGAGGCAUCAGCCCCUCCCGCCAGUGCCCCGCUUGAGGAGAGCAAGCUUCUUUCGAGCCUAAGAGUAACCUUGCAGGGGACAGAGCAUCAGAACUCCCGAGGAGAGGGGAGGCAACGUCCCGUAGAACAAGGAGCCGAGAUCGGAGGAGAUCAAGAAGUCGUCGCAGAACAGCCGCUAGAGAGCCCAGGACUCCUGAGAGAAGGGAGAGAGAGCCAUCGACCCGAGUUAGAGCCAAAGAGGAGGCAGAUAGGCCUUCAGUUCCGGAGCCAGCCCAUCCCCCCUCCCGAGGUGAAGGGAGCAAGGUCCCGAGCGGAGUGGCCUGAGGACCAGGGGUACGGCAACGAAGGCCAGUGGCCGAAAAGCAAAGGCGUGAAGAGACGAGAGAAAAACAGGGCUUUUCUCGUCACUCGGUCUUGGGUAGAUCCAAAGGGUGACCCAGGCUGGAUUGGGGCCAGUGAAGUCAAGCUAGAGGAGUUGGAGAUUGAGGGCACUGGACGCUAUUUGAAGCUGAAGGCAACAGGCACCAGGAGUGAGGCUCUCUUGAAGUACCUGAGCGGUUCAAGGACCAGAGAACUGGUCGUCCAUUUGUGCCCGGAUCCCUGUGACUCCCGAACAUGGAGGGACGACCUGGUUCAUGCCACGAGGCUUUACAAAGUGGGUGUGAACAGAGAUCCCUGGAUGGACAACUUGGGAGAAGUGAGGGCCGCUGUAGAGGACCAGGAGGACGCCAACCAGGAGAGGUCAUCGACAUGGAGCUCUUCGAGGGCCAAAGGGAGUCGCAAAGGCUUUGGAAGAAGACUCCCGGGACCCUACCUUGUUGUGGAGGCUCAACAAAGCCUGCUGACUCGGUUGGGGUUUCAACCGGAUGUGAGUUCAGCAGCUUUGCCUCCAAUCAUGGUGCAAUAUUAUCGAGCUCAUCUACAACCUGUGAUGAGCCCGGCUCUGUCCAGGGAAUCUUAUCAUUGGGCGGUACUGAUGGACCUACUACUUCAAGGAGAAGUUGCUCGUGGAGUCGACCUGGCAGCGCAAAGACUGAAGAGUUUGGAAAGCUACGCCAAAGGAGUAGCUUUGGACAUCAGCCGGAACUUGGAACUCUUGCCCCCGGAGAGAUCCUUGUUGGCGUCGGCAACAGAGACACAGCUGGCCUCCAAGCUGUCGAGCGAAGAGAUGAAGUUGCAGCAGAAGACAAGGUAUCCCUCAGGGGGAAAAGGAGGAGAAGCUUCCUCGGCGUAUCCCGGGGGAAGAAGGGCAAGAGCAAAGGCGACGGAAAGAAGGGCAAAGGAGACUACAAGGGGCCGCAAAAGGGAAAAGAAGAGGAGAAGGAAAAGGCGAGCUGAAGUGUAUGAGAUUGACGGGGCGCUUCAAAAGAGAGGAGAAAGCUUCGAGAGAGGAGUUCGCAGAAGGCUUGGUUGA